Molecule: messenger RNA, 1595 nt
Organism: Ostrinia nubilalis (European corn borer)
Lineage: Eukaryota; Metazoa; Arthropoda; Insecta; Lepidoptera; Crambidae
Gene: alpha-PheRS
Product: phenylalanine--tRNA ligase alpha subunit
Exons: 6
Coding region: 90-1565 (491 amino acids)
Biological process (GO): phenylalanyl-tRNA aminoacylation
Cellular component (GO): cytosol; phenylalanine-tRNA ligase complex; cytoplasm
Molecular function (GO): tRNA binding; phenylalanine-tRNA ligase activity; ATP binding
Source: RefSeq, a predicted model, not a curated record
CAAGUCGUGUUGUCAUCAGUCUGUUGUGUCAAUGUCACCACUUUUAUAACCUAAAACGAAGACGAAACUAAAAUAAAUUUGCCACAAAAAUGGAACUGAACGAAAGAAUUUUGCUUGUGCUAGACAAAAAUGAGAGGGUGGACACUUUAAAACUAGCUUUAGAGUUCAAUGAGGACCAUCAGAAAGUAGUGGGUGCUGUGAAAAGCCUCGAAGCGCUGGAGAUGGUGACUUCGGAGGCGGUGAAGAGUACCCGAUGGGAGUUGACCGAGGAGGGCCAGCUGGUGGCCGACAAAGGGAGCCAUGAAGCUGUUCUUUACCGCAGUGUACCGGAUGCGGGGAUACCACAAGCAGAACUUAUGAAAACAGUUCCUAAUGCAAAAGUAGGCUUCAGCAAAGCCAUGUCAUCGGGAUGGAUAUUAAUAGAUAAGUCCGGGGGAGCACCUCUUGUAAAAAAGAAAGUGGAUAGCAUCACAGACACAGUGCAGGAUCACCUGAACGAAAUAAAGAAAGGCAUAGACAACCUAGCUGAUAACAUUAGGAAUGACUACAAAAAGAGAAAACUCCUACAAGAAGUUACCAUCAAAAGCUUCCUUCUAUCCAAGGGACCACAGUUCGCAACCACAAUAAAGAAGCUGGAGACUGAUUUAACUAGUGAAAUGCUGUUGACAGGGUCGUGGAAGAAUUUGGAUUUCAAACCAUAUAAUUUUGAUGCUUUAGGUCAGCCCCCAGAAUGUGGGCACUUGCACCCCCUACUCAAAGUGCGGUCAGAGUUCCGUGAGAUAUUCCUCGAAAUGGGUUUCACUGAGAUGCCGACCAACAUGUAUGUGGAGAGUUCUUUCUGGAACUUCGACGCUCUGUUCCAACCGCAGCAGCAUCCUGCGAGAGACGCUCAUGACACCUUCUUCAUAUCGAACCCUGCGGUCACUACGAAGUUCCCCAUGGACUAUUUAGAAAGGGUUAAACAGGUCCACAGCAAGGGAGGAUAUGGAUCACAGGGCUACCGGUACGACUGGAAGCUGGAAGAGGCGCAGAAGAACCUUCUCCGCACUCACACGACCGCGGUCAGCGCGCGUAUGCUGUACCACCUCGCGCAGCAGAAGGACUUCACGCCGCAGAAGUACUUCAGCAUCGAUAAGGUGUUCCGCAACGAGACCCUGGACGCGACGCACUUGGCCGAGUUCCACCAGGUGGAGGGCGUGGUGGCGGCGCGCGGGCUGUCGCUGGCCGACCUCAUCGGCACCCUCGACGCCUUCUUCAGGCGCCUCGGCUUCCACAAACUGCAGUUCAAGCCUGCUUAUAACCCUUAUACGGAGCCGAGCAUGGAGAUCUUUGCGUACCAUACGGGUCUCGGCAAAUGGAUCGAGAUCGGCAACUCGGGCGUGUUCCGUCCAGAGAUGCUGCUACCAAUGGGGCUGCCCGAAGACGUGCGUGUCAUAGCCUGGGGGCUGUCUCUGGAGCGCCCCACCAUGAUCAAGUACGGGCUCAACAACAUAAGGGACCUGGUGGGCCCGCGCGUCGAUCUCCAGAUGGUGCAGACUAAUCCCAUCUGUAGGCUAGAUAAAUAAGAUAUUUAUUUGAAUAAAGCGUUAAUCUGA